Ilex paraguariensis (yerba mate) is the source of this 2067-nucleotide messenger RNA. Lineage: Eukaryota; Viridiplantae; Streptophyta; Magnoliopsida; Aquifoliales; Aquifoliaceae. The record is from the annotation of a GenBank genome assembly.
UUAGAGAGAGAGAGAGAGAGAGGGGAAAGGUGGUGAGGCUGUGGAGGGGUGAGAGGGAUUUGUGUUGUCUCUUUCUCGCGAAUUCUUCCUUUCUCUGUGUUGAAAACUUGAACGCGGAGGGGAGAGAGGGAGAGAGAGAGAGAUAGAGAAAUCGAGUUUCCUUUCUCUCUCUUCUUUGUUGAAUUUCUGUGUUUUAGAGAGAGAGAGAAAGGAAAUCUGUAGGUUUUUGGCGUCUUGUUUGUGGAAUCUCCAUAAUGAAUGUGAUGCGUCGGCUCAAGAGCAUUGCCUCUGGCCGCUCCUCCGUUUCUUCAGACCCCGGUGGGGAUUCUAGCAUAAAGAGGGUGAAGGUUGAGCAAGAGGCAGACAGGAGGGUAACUGAUGAGUUACAAUCAAUGGAGAAAUGUAUCACAGGCCCAGACCGUCUUUUAACUUCUACAUCUCAGGAAAUGGCUGCAAGCACAUCCAGCGUGUCUUCUCUAGCUAAACCUGUAAAAUCUGGCUAUGAUGAGCUUCCCAAAGGAAUGCACGAAAUGAAGAUUAGAGACGAUUCUGACGAAGGCAUGAAGGAUAUGGAGCCUACUGUUGUUAAUGGGCAUGGAACAGAAACAGGCCAGAUUAUUACGACCACCAUAGGUGGUCGAAAUGGACAACAAAAACAGACGAUGUCUUACAUGGCAGAGCGCGUAGUUGGCACAGGUUCAUUUGGUGUUGUCUUUCAGGCAAAAUGCUUGGAAACUGGUGAAGCUGUUGCUAUAAAGAAGGUGCUACAGGAUAGAAGAUACAAGAAUAGAGAACUCCAGAUUAUGCGGUUACUUAAUCAUCCAAAUGUUGUUCAACUGAAGCAUUGUUUCUUCUCCACCACUGAAAAGGAUGAAGUAUACCUCAACCUUGUCCUAGAGUAUGUAUCUGAAACCGUCUACCGAGUUUCAAGGCACUAUAGCAGGAUGAACCAGAACAUGCCCAUUUUACAUGUGCAACUUUACACAUAUCAGAUAUGCCGUGCUCUAAAUUAUAUACACAAUGUGAUUGGUGUAUGUCAUCGUGAUAUUAAACCGCAGAACCUAUUGGUCAAUCCCCAUACUCAUCAACUAAAGCUCUGUGAUUUUGGGAGUGCAAAGAUGUUGGUCCCUGGUGAACCCAAUAUAUCAUAUAUCUGCUCACGGUAUUAUAGAGCUCCAGAACUGAUCUUCGGGGCUACUGAAUAUACAACUGCAAUUGAUAUGUGGUCUGCUGGUUGUGUUCUGGCUGAGCUACUUCUGGGACAGCCUCUGUUUCCCGGGGAAAGCGGUGUUGAUCAGCUGGUUGAAAUUAUUAAGAUUUUGGGGACACCCACCAGAGAGGAAAUCAAGUGUAUGAAUCCAAAUUAUAGUGAAUUCAAAUUUCCUCAGAUAAAAACUCAUCCAUGGCACAAGGUAUUUUACAAGCGAAUGCCACCUGAAGCAGUGGAUCUUGUAUCAAGGCUGCUCCAGUAUUCACCAAAUCUGCGGUGCACUGCUUUGGAUGCAUGUGCACACCCUUUCUUUGACGAUCUAAGGGCCCCAAAUGCAUGUUUGCCGAGUGGCCAACCCCUUCCUCCUCUAUUCGACUUCACACCUCAAGAGCUGGCUGGUGCAUCUCCUGAAUUGCGUCAACGUCUCAUUCCAGAGCAUGCAAACAAAUAAUUUUGUUAGCAGCAGCCGUGUCUGUAGGCGUUUUAAAUGGGUUUUUGGAUGCUUAGCUGCCCAUACAAUGCACGCAACCUUUCACCAGCAGUAGAGGCACCAUUUUUUGGCCUUCUAUGGAUUGUUUGUGUAGAAAAUACUGCCUAAAGGCCAGGGGAAGGUGCAAUUCGCUCAUAGAAGUGACUGUUGCUGAAGGAUAUGCCGGCAGAAUUAUAAGGUGCUCGCACACAUUCCUUUCUGCUUCGGUUGUUGUAGAUGAGUUUCACAAAUUUGUUAUUGGUUUAGCUCUGUUUCUGGUUUGUGGACAUGCUAUGCUUACAAACUAGCUGUCGAUAGAUUGGAUACAAUUAUCUGAGUGUAUACUGAUUUACUCACUCUUGGUUUUUCAAUCGGAUUUAUGUCCUGU